Messenger RNA from Heterobasidion irregulare TC 32-1, 1675 nucleotides. RefSeq lists its product as uncharacterized. The transcript has 5 exons. Gene Ontology annotation, biological process: lipid metabolic process. The record is from RefSeq and is a predicted model, not a curated record. Lineage: Eukaryota; Fungi; Basidiomycota; Agaricomycetes; Russulales; Bondarzewiaceae. The coding region runs from base 1 to 1575 and encodes 524 amino acids. Gene Ontology annotation, molecular function: oxidoreductase activity, acting on paired donors, with oxidation of a pair of donors resulting in the reduction of molecular oxygen to two molecules of water. Gene Ontology annotation, cellular component: membrane.
AUGGGUGCCCCCACUACCGCGUCCUGGACGCGCGACCAGGUCGCUGCACGCAUCCUCGCAGGCGACAACUUGUUCAUUCUUCACGACCAGCUCAUUCGCGUCCCCCAGGCAUGGCUUUCCACGCAUCCAGGUGGUGCGCUGUCCAUCCUGCACUUCCUAGGACGCGACCCCACCGACGAGGUCGAGGCCUAUCACUCAGAGGCAACGCUCAAAAAAAUGCGAGCGUAUUCCAUCGGGACUGUGGAAAUCGGUGAGAACGGCUGGGAACCGUUGCUCCCGCCCAUAAGCACCGGCUGGAUCAGGAAGGUCGGCCCAGACGGUCACCUGCAUUGGCACAGAGAGGCCAACGCUCUAUAUUCGUCAGAGAACACGGACGAGUCGCCCUCUUCUCAGAUCCUCCUCCUCAAGAGAGACGAUGCGUCUUCGGCUUCAGGACCUUCCCUCGAACCUGCGCCCACCGCUCUCUCUCUCAAGGUCCAGACCCAGCACUCGACCGCUUAUAAAGAACUGCACAAACGCGUCAAGGCGGCGGGUCUGUAUGAGACUCGCUACGUCACGGGCUAUGGUCCAGAAAUCGCCAGAUAUCUGCUCUUGGCCAUAUGUUCAUACCUGGCCUAUCAGAAACAAUGGUUCUUCCUGAGUGCCGUAUGCCUCGGCGGGCUCUGGCACCAGCUCGUCUUCGCCGUUCACGACCUCGGCCAUCUGGGUGUCACUCACGAAUGGACCAAGGACCGCCUCAUUUCCAUCUUUUUGGCGAACUGGAUUGGAGGCCUGAGCGUUGGCUGGUGGGUCCAUAACCACAACAUCCAUCACGUCGUCACGAAUCACCCUUCUCAUGAUCCGGACAUCCAGCACAUCCCAUUCUUUGCGAUCACACCUGCCUUUUUCAAGUCGCUCUACUCUUCAUACUACAAGCGCGAGCUCACCUUCGACCGCUUCUCGCACUACCUGAUUGCGGUGCAACACCGCCUUUUCUACCUCGUCAUGUCCUUUGCCCGCUUUAACCUCUAUCGGCUCUCCUACGAACACUUGUGGACCAUGCGGAACGAUCCCAUCAAAGCGCGUGGCGGCAGGUGGUCCUGGUGGCUCGAAGUCGUCGGGCUUGGCUUCUGGUGGUGCUGGUACGGAAACGUCCUCAAAGGGUGUGGCAGCUGGCAGACGGGCCUCAUGUAUCUCCUCGUGAGCAACAUGGUGCCGAGCCCUUUGCACGUCCAGAUUGUCCUCUCUCAUUUCUCACGCUCGACCGCAGAUCUGGGGCCGACGGAGUCCUUCCCUCACCGCCAACUGCGCACGACGACAGACGUGAUUUGUCACCCCUCCGUCGCUUUCCUGCACGGCGGACUGCACCUCCAGGUCACACACCAUCUCUUCCCACGGCUCCCGCGGCAUAAUCUCUUGGAGGCGAGUUACCUCGUUAAGGACUUCGCCAAGGAGCAGGGCUUGGAGUACGCCGAAUUUGGGUUUGUGGAAGGGAAUGGCGAAAUUCGCAGUACAUUGAAGGGUGUGGCGGACCAGCUGAAGAUCAUGAGCAUGGUCACGGACGCAGAGAUUAGGGAGGCUAUGGAGGCGAAAUGAUACCGUCUGACAUUGAACGUUUGAACCCGGUUCGACUGUUUGUUCUUAGUUAGAUACCUUCUACUCAUCGUAUGCUAAUCCCCAUACCGCGCACAUUCAA